AUUAAAAUAUAAAUUAAUGAAAAUACGCCUCUUGAUAGAGUGAUUAUUUUUAUUGUCACUGGCCACUUUUUUCCAAUACGUGGCAUAGGCACGAACAACUUCCACGUUCGCCGCCAUUUUGACAUCGAGCGAAUUGUAUAGAAUCUACUGAUUUAAAGCUUUUUUUCUUGAUUGUGUUGUAAUUGGCAUCUGAAAAUACUAAACGCAAAGCUUCAAAAUGGGGAAUAUGUUUGCGAAUUUAUUUAAAGGCCUAUUUGGCAAAAAGGAAAUGAGAAUAUUGAUGGUUGGUUUGGAUGCUGCUGGUAAAACCACAAUCCUAUACAAACUUAAAUUAGGCGAAAUUGUUACGACUAUUCCAACGAUUGGAUUCAAUGUGGAGACUGUAGAAUACAAAAACAUCAGUUUCACUGUGUGGGACGUAGGCGGUCAAGACAAAAUUAGGCCACUGUGGAGGCAUUACUUUCAGAACACACAGGGUCUCAUCUUUGUAGUAGACAGUAAUGAUCGAGAGCGUAUUGGUGAAGCGCGUGAGGAGCUCAUGCGAAUGUUAAGUGAAGAUGAACUACGGGAUGCUGUACUUUUGAUCUUUGCAAACAAACAGGAUCUGCCAAACGCAAUGAAUGCUGCUGAGAUAACAGACAAGCUGGGCCUGCACUCAUUGCGCAACCGCAACUGGUACAUCCAGGCGACGUGCGCCACCUCCGGCGACGGUCUGUACGAGGGCCUGGACUGGCUCUCCAACCAACUGAAGAACGCCAACCGCUAACCGCAUGUGCGCUACCAACUCACAGACAAAUCUGAUUACUGAAAGAGACUAUGGUUUAAGAUAUGUUAACUUUAUUUGCUAUUGAAUAUUGAAUACAAUGUAUUAUGUGAGUUAACCUGCGAAUGCAUUACUGAUAUGCGUCACCCGGUGACCGAUCGAGCAUCGCAUUCACUCCGAACCACUUGCGUUCAUACAACGUUUAAAAUUAAUUUUGGUAUAUGGGUGGUAAGUGUACAAAUAAACCAUGCUACUUGGCGAUGUGGUGUUAGGGUCCACGUAAUUAGAAUGCGCUGUUUGAUCGAUCCCUGACGACGUUGAACAAAAAAUAGUGUGUAAAGAUAACAAAAUUAUUGCAGAUUUGUUUUCAAUAUAAAUAUUCGAAGAAGCAAAACGGUGGUACCUAGACUCGUUGAAUGAUCGUGCAUUGUGAUGUGGAUAGGUUUGUAGCUGACUCGUGAUAAAGUGAAUCACAUCAUAACAUGUUUUAUAUGUAUACUAUGUGGAAUAAGUUGUCGCAAUAAAGUAUUUAAAGUUAAUUCACAAUUGAUGACUUUAAUUAUUUAGUUUAUGAUACUAGUGACCUACACUUUACAUUACGUAGGUAGGUGCAAUUAGCAAGCAGUAUUCGGAAGCGUAGUCUGUCGGUCACCGGGAUGCGAGGCGCGGCGCGGCGCGUGCGCUAACAUUACACAUCGCUUUGUGAGUUUGGCCAGUUGGUGUCCAAGUUCUUUCUGUUCUAUUGUCACCAGUUUUGUGCAUUAAUAUCACCUGACCUAUUAUAACGACGGUAGUUUAUUUUUAUGGAAGUUAUCUAGGUAGUUUAAGCUGUUAUGUAUUUUACAUCCAAACCAUUUCGUACAAUUCUCGCUUAUUCAAAAGGCUCGUUGUGAUUGACAUGCAUUUACAGUCAACAGCUUCUCAUGACGAACCGAGAUUAAUUUGUAAUUUAGGUAUAAAUAUGUAUUAGAUAAACGGUGUCAUUUUGAGAAGUGUUUCCGCCUACAGGGAACAGUGCUCAGAAUUCUCAGUGGUACAUGCUCUACACAAUUAAUUGUAACUUAGCAUUUUUAUAAUAAUUUAGAAAAAAAUGUUGAAACAGUAUCCUUGUGGCAAGUGUGAUGGAAGGAGGUUCUUUUUUAUUUUUAUGAAAAACAAGAAAUAAUGAAAAUGCGUAUUGUGACAUUCCGGUUUAUCUUAUGCUGUAUUAUGGAAUAAAAAUUAUCCUCACGAA
Messenger RNA from Spodoptera frugiperda (fall armyworm), 1997 nucleotides. It is a transcript of the gene Arf79F, whose product is annotated as ADP-ribosylation factor 1. Gene Ontology annotation, molecular function: GTPase activity; GTP binding. NCBI's taxonomy places the organism in Eukaryota, Metazoa, Arthropoda, Insecta, Lepidoptera, Noctuidae. Bases 218 to 766 code for a protein of 182 amino acids. Gene Ontology annotation, biological process: intracellular protein transport; vesicle-mediated transport. The transcript has 5 exons. Gene Ontology annotation, cellular component: cytoplasm; plasma membrane. The record is from RefSeq and is a predicted model, not a curated record.